Molecule: messenger RNA, 1277 nt
Organism: Peromyscus eremicus (cactus mouse)
Lineage: Eukaryota; Metazoa; Chordata; Mammalia; Rodentia; Cricetidae
Gene: Sugt1
Product: SGT1 homolog, MIS12 kinetochore complex assembly cochaperone
Exons: 12
Coding region: 273-1253 (326 amino acids)
Biological process (GO): protein stabilization
Molecular function (GO): protein-folding chaperone binding
Source: RefSeq, a predicted model, not a curated record
CUCGUGGCCACGCCCCCGGGGCGGGGACUUGGCGCGCGUCACCGGUAGGGGCGGGGCCGGAGCGAGUGUCCUCCUCUUUCCCAGCGGGCCCCGCGCCCACCUGCCCGCCCUUCGCUUCCUUUUCCGCGGCCGCAUGCUGCGCGGCUGCUGAUUGGCUACCGAGGACGGAAGCUCUGUUGGUGUUUCUUCAGAAGUUUCCCCCUCCUGGGCGGCGGCAGAGCUGGUAACCAAGGUAGAAAACGCUCGGGCCGAAGCUUUAGUGGCUCUUAGGGAUGGCGGCAGCUGCAGCAGGACCUGCAACGUCCCAGCGGUUUUUCCAGAGCUUCUCAGAUGCUCUGAUCGACGAAGACCCCCAGGCGGCGUUAGAGGAGCUGACUAAGGCUUUGGAACAGAAUCCAGAUGAUGCACAGUAUUACUGUCAGAGAGCUUAUUGUCACAUUCUUCUUGGGAAAUAUCGUGAUGGUAUUGCUGAUGUAAAGAAGUCUCUUGAACUCAAUCCAAAUAAUCCUACUGCUUUCCUGAGGAAAGGGAUGUGUGAAUACCAUGAAAAAGACUAUGCUUCUGCUUUAGACACUUUUGCAGAAGGACAGAAAUUAGAUAGUGCAGAUGCAAACUUUACAAUCUGGAUUCAAAGAUGCCAGGAGACUCAGAAUAGAUCAGAAUCUGAAGUGUCUACAUCUCAGAGAACUCAGUCAAAAAUCAAGUAUGAUUGGUAUCAAACGGAAUCUCAAGUAAUCAUUACACUUAUGAUCAAGAAUAUUCAGAAGAAUGAUGUAAAUGUGGAAUUUUCAGAAAAAGAGUUGUCUGCUGUGGUGAAACUCCCUUCUGGAGAAGAUUACAAUUUGAAACUGAGGUUGCUUCACCCUGUAGUGCCGGAGCAGAGCACGUUUAAAGUACUUUCAACAAAGGUAAGCAAGUUGAAAAAAUGUAAUAUAAAAAAGGUAAUGUCUGCAAAACAAAUAAAUACUGAUGUGAAGAACCUGUAUCCAUCAUCAUCUCAUUAUACCAGGAACUGGGAUAAGCUGGUUGGUGAGAUCAAAGAGGAAGAGAAGAAUGAGAAGCUGGAGGGUGACGCAGCUUUAAACAAGUUAUUUCAGCAGAUCUACUCAGAUGGUUCCGAUGAAGUGAAACGGGCCAUGAACAAAUCAUUUAUGGAGUCUGGUGGUACAGUCUUGAGUACCAACUGGUCUGAUGUAGGUAAAAGAAAAGUUGAAAUCAACCCUCCUGAUGAUAUGGAAUGGAAACAGUACUAAAUAAAUCAAUUUGCUAUCACAGUA